UCUCAAGUGCGCCUCAUUUCAACAUGAAUUAUUCAAAUUAGAAAAAAAAAAAUCUCUUUAAUAUAAAAAUCAUCGCCUCAAAUUAGGGCAGUCCCAAGCUCAGGCUCCUUCUUCUUCUUCACUUCACUCUACUCCCUAAAUCGCAUACUCUCUUCCUUGUGACUGGAUCGAGCAUUUCUUCUCGGGUAUUCAACUCUUCGACAUCCAUUUCCUUUGCUACUUCGCUUUCAUAUGGACCAUGUUGACGGAGAUAAAUGAGAGGGAUGGUAAAUUUUACUCUUAGCAGCAAUCAUAGUGCCUUUCUCUAGUUUAUAAAGGUUAUGCCGGUCAUGGAAGCUGAUAAAACUGACCCAAUUCGUGCUGAAGAACUCAAAUCCCAAGCAAAUGAAGCAUUUAAAGCCCACAAGUAUGCUCAAGCAAUUGAUCUUUAUACACAAGCAAUUGAGCUAAAUGGUCAGAAUGCUGUAUACUGGGCAAACCGUGCUUUUGCGCAUACCAAAUUGGAGGAAUAUGGUAGUGCAAUCCAGGAUGCAUCAAAGGCUAUAGAAAUAGACCCUAGAUAUUCAAAAGGUUAUUACCGGAGAGGUGCUGCUUUUCUUGCUAUGGGGAAACUCAAAGAGGCACUUAAAGAUUUUCAACAGCUCAAAAAGAUAUGUCCCAAUGAUCCUGAUGCUGCUAAGAAAUUGAAGGAAUGUGAAAAGGCAGUCAUGAAGCUUAAGUUUGAAGAAGCCAUUUCUGUACCUGAAUCUGAGAGGCGUUCGGUAGCUGAUUCCAUCGAUUUCCAUCUGAUAGAUGUUGAGCCACAGUAUACUGGUGCUAAGAUAGAAGGAGAUGUUGUAACACUUGAUUUUGUGAAGAAGAUGAUCGACGAUUUUAAAAACCAGAAAAGCUUGCACAAACGAUACGCAUUCCAAAUUGUACUGCAAGUCAGAGAAAUCAUGCGUGCCCUUCCAUCUCUUGUUGAUAUUAACAUUCCAGAGGGCAGACAUUUAACCGUUUGUGGAGAUGUGCAUGGUCAGUUCUAUGAUCUCUUAAAUAUCUUUGAGCUUAACGGGCUUCCAUCAGACGAAAAUCCAUACCUCUUUAAUGGAGACUUUGUGGACAGGGGUUCAUUUUCUGUGGAGGUCAUUCUCACCUUGUUUGCAUUCAAGUGCAUGUCUCCAUCAGCUAUGCAUUUGUCCAGAGGAAAUCAUGAAAGCAAGAGCAUGAACAAGAUUUAUGGCUUUGAGGGUGAAGUUCGGUCUAAGUUGAAUGAAACAUUUGUGGAACUCUUCGCAGAAGUAUUUUGCUCCUUACCUCUGGCUUAUGUUCUAAAUGAGAAGGUUUUUGUGGCUCACGGAGGUCUUUUUAGUAAUGAUGGGGUAAAACUCUCUGAUAUUAGAGCAAUAGAUCGGUUUUGCGAACCUCCUGAGGAAGGAUUGAUGUGUGAAAUCCUGUGGAGUGAUCCACAACCCAAUCCUGGGAGAGGACCUAGUAAACGAGGCGUGGGUCUUGCCUUUGGUGCAGAUGUCACAAAAAGAUUUUUACAGGAGAACAACUUGGAUUUAAUUGUGCGAUCCCAUGAAGUCAAGGAUGAAGGGUAUGAGAUCGAGCAUGACGGUAAACUCAUUACAGUAUUUUCUGCUCCAAAUUAUUGUGACCAGAUGGGAAAUAAAGGGGCUUUUAUUCGCUUUGAAGCACCAGAUAUGAAGCCUAACAUUGUAACCUUUUCAGCAGUGCCUCAUCCUGACGUGAAACCAAUGGCAUAUGCAAACAACUUCCUUAGGAUGUUCCAAUAGCUGGGCAGAGAGUAUUCACGUUGACCGGUUUCAGGUUAACACGAUGAAGUUCAAUAUUACACGACUAGGCAAGUGGAGAAGAGAUUUGGCUUCAUGUUUGACAAAAUGCAGGUUCCGUUGUGAUUGUUUGUGGAUGCUGCUUCUUCUUCCCAACGUUUUCUGACAGUUUAGUUGGAUAAUUUUUUUUUUCCACUUUCUAGGCUUCUGUUUCGCCCUUUUGAUUAGUCCUGCAAGUGUUCAAGUCAAUUAUGUAUUGAUGCAUAGUCUUCUCGGUUUACAUUUGUUUGAUAUGCACUCCACAUUGUUUACGAAGUGGGGAAAGAAAAUCUUUUUUAUUAUACAGCACUCACCCUAUGCCAUUCCUCGUCUUUUUUCCCUGGUUAAAAGUAAAACAUCAAAUCCCCAGGGGUUUUGAACUCUAA
Messenger RNA from Benincasa hispida (wax gourd), 2200 nucleotides. RefSeq names its product serine/threonine-protein phosphatase 5. Lineage: Eukaryota; Viridiplantae; Streptophyta; Magnoliopsida; Cucurbitales; Cucurbitaceae. Gene Ontology annotation, molecular function: hydrolase activity; protein binding. The record is from RefSeq and is a predicted model, not a curated record.